Hydatigera taeniaeformis is the source of this 1434-nucleotide messenger RNA. NCBI's taxonomy places the organism in Eukaryota, Metazoa, Platyhelminthes, Cestoda, Cyclophyllidea, Taeniidae. The record is from the annotation of a GenBank genome assembly.
AUGUGGUUGCAGCCCCUUUUGAUCUGCUUCGCCUGUCUCUUCGGCAUUGCUGCCCAUGGUUUGGAGCUCACUCUCCAGCCAGAUGAACUCGUCAAGGCGCAGCGAGAAAGCCAUGGUGGCUUCUACUUUUAUGACUCAAAUGGUGCGACGUUAAUGUUCAAUCGCAGCUUAUUCGUCUACCGCGAGAACAUUUACGACGCUUGGUCUCGCUGGAGUGAGUGCUCCCCUCACACUUGUCUCGAGCACCGUUACCGUCGUUGCAUUGAUGACUCCUACACUCAACCCGUUAACUAUCUUACCACUUCUGCUCGUGUCUGUCCAUUCAAGUACAUCGCAGAGGAGAGGCCGUGUGAAGACAAGACCAACUGCAUCAUCAACGCCAAACCAUCUAAGGUGCUGAUUGAAAUGCAAGAAAAAUGUGGCAACAGGGGAUCAUUCGAUGCCAAAACUCCAAAGCCCAAACGCCGGAAAUCGAAAGACGAAGAUGAUGAGAGCGAAGAACCUGAACAAUACGCACCCGAAAUGCCACUAUACAGCCUAAAGAUUCUUGGUGGAAAAAGCGCCAAGUCAAAGAGCUGGCCAUGGCAUGUUGGGAUUUACAAAGCAGCCAACUACAACGCUUCUGAGGGAUUGACUCGUUUGAAGUCUGAGAACAUUAUAUGCGGAGGCACAUUGAUCACGCCACAAUGGGUUCUGACUGCAGCGCACUGUCUGAAGCCAAUUUUCGGGUCCUCGGCUGCCUUGCCUUUCGGCAUUCCAACGCCCCUAAACACGCCUGAGAUGGAGCCCAUUUCGCUGCUUGUUCGAGCCGGUGACACCGUCCUGGAGGGCACACGUACUCGUAAUGAGCAAGAGAGCGAUCACGUGGUUGACUUAGUCGUCAUUCAUCCCGAUUGGGUGGCUCAACGUGUUAAUAGUCCCUUUGAUAUAGCUCUGUUGAGGCUUGAGACCCCUGUGGACAUCGAGAGUGGCGGCGUGGGUGUAGCCUGCGUACCAAAGGAGGCGGAUGCAACGCCGGCCGAGGAUGCAGUUUGCUUUUCCGUUGGAUGGGGCGAGAACGAUCGACCCCCGAGCAAGCCACGACACCGUCGUCCCGCCUUCUUUAAUCCAUUCUAUUGGCCCUUCGGUCGUUUAUGGGAACGUCGAUCACAGCGACCAUCUACCUUGCGUGAGAUCAAAGUUUCUAUUGACCCACCUGAGAAGUGCUUCCACCAUGACGAUGAAAACGACGCCCAGAUCUGCGCAGGCAGCUCUAAUAAGGGUGUUUGCGCGGGCGAUACGGGGGGUGGACUCUUCUGCCGAAAUGAAGAGGAUGGCCGGUGGUACGUAUACGGCGUGAUGGGCUCGGGACCUACGCAGUACUGCAAGACACGUCGUUGGCUCUACAACUCUGUGGGCAGUGUUAUUCAGUGGAUCAAUCGCUACGCAGUCUAG